Molecule: messenger RNA, 687 nt
Organism: Lentinula edodes (shiitake mushroom)
Lineage: Eukaryota; Fungi; Basidiomycota; Agaricomycetes; Agaricales; Omphalotaceae
Exons: 5
Coding region: 1-687 (228 amino acids)
Source: RefSeq, a predicted model, not a curated record
AUGCGCCUCAACUUUGCACAUAUUGUUGCAGCCCUCCUAGCAACUGCUGCUAGCGUGCAUGCCGCACCUUUGACUGCCGCUGGCAGCACUGGUUCCGACCUCAGAAUCAGGGGAAGCGACUGGAUUGAGACCGAGAAUACUAGGCUCGUGAACGUUAGAUUUAUGAGUCUAAGUGCAGGGGAAAAUUUUGACUCGCCAAGACUUCACCUUUGCUAUGAAACGAUUGAGGAGCGAGUGAAAACCGCGCUCGCAAACCGUUUCUCAGUCCCUCUAUACAACAUACGAUUCAAAAACGACUACAAAAAUGAUUUUGCGCUGGAACCCAAAGGACCAUCCGAGAUUCUAGUUUUGGUCACUGAAUCUAACAAGAAGUCACUCGGGACUCUCCUCUCUAUCAACAGAAAUUCCGUCGCCACUGAAGGCAAUUGCGUCGGAUGGCCUUCUAUAAUUUCCCAAAGUUCGGAAAGACCUGAGCAGUCCCUGAAAACAAUAGUUGUAUCACCUAAUGUUCAUUGGGAAGGCAACGGCCAGGGUCAGUUCACCUUGAGUUUUGAAUUUGAGCAGGCUUCAGCGCCCUCAGCAUUUCCUGAUACGCACAUGACCAUUGGAAAUGCUUGGGACCGGCUCAAGAAAGGCCUGUCGGUGAAGGCUUAUAUACAUACAGACUUUCUUCGGUAUAAUCUAUAA